Molecule: messenger RNA, 2151 nt
Organism: Mytilinidion resinicola
Lineage: Eukaryota; Fungi; Ascomycota; Dothideomycetes; Mytilinidiales; Mytilinidiaceae
Exons: 7
Coding region: 1-2151 (716 amino acids)
Source: RefSeq, a predicted model, not a curated record
AUGACCUCCGAAUCGCCAACAGACGACCAGCAGCACCACCCUCAAGCUGAACAAAGUAGUUGGCUUCAUGUUGACUUGCAAGGCGAACUUCCUACAAAUUCAGAAACCGUAUCUCCCGUAAACUCUGAUACAACCUUCGGACUUCGCGACUGGCUGGCCGCGAAGCGCACUGUCAGCCAUUCUCAUUCUUCAAAAUCGCAUACAUCGGCGAAGGCAAACCCCACUAUGAUAUCUAUUGGAGACUAUCGUCUCCAACGAUCGCCCACCACCCAGUCGGAUUGCGCCCUGUUGAAGUCCACCGCUGACGAGACUCAGCACUGCCUUCAGAAUUGCAAGUCUCGCAAACAAAUAUCCAGGAGCGGCAGAAGCUGGGCAUCGAUGCUAACAGCCAUCUUGGCGCUCUUGUCCACCGCGUUGUCUGGCCUCUUUAUGGUCAUUGCAUUAGUGCAGCCUCGAUACGGAACUCGAGUUUCCACUUACGGAGCAAUUACAAUAACCACAAGCGCAUUGAUGACAGCUGUACUUGCGAAGACCAUCGAGACAACUUAUGUGACGUUGUUCGUCAUCUUUCUGGGGCAGGAACUAAGGCGCCGAGCGCUUUUACGCACGUCUGGAGGAGGGUUCACCCUCGCCGAUGCGUCAAUGAGAAACUGGCUGAUGCAGCUCAUACUGUGGGGAAGGAAUUGGAAGGAGUGGUCCAAGCCGACUGCUGCGCUUCAGAGCUACCAAGCUUAUCUUUCCGACUGGAGGCACGAUUUGAUCGAAUCGAAGAACGCCUCUGGAGCAUUAGGCUCACGUCCGAGACCACCAGCUCAGAAUUUGAGAUUUGGCUCCCUCAAAGAUGUUACUGUCAGAGGAGCGUGGUUACGACAGAGUUUCAAGGAUGAGUAUCCGAUGCAAGACCAAAACAAAAUCUUUGUCUCGAACUUCUCUAUCGUGAUGCCCCAUCCUGGAGUCCCUCAAGCUGCCAGGAACUCGUCGAAUCAUGUGAUUCAGCUUGAGAACCUAGGUCCUACAGCCUUCUACUCCGUUAGAGCAUCUGUGAUGUCCCCAUUUCUUCAAGUGCUAUGUGCGGAGGUUUCGAAGCGCGACAUUUCUCCUAUAGUCUAUGAGACAUGGCCAAUGGCCAAUGCCACCAACUUGAGGAAUGUGUCAUUGAUUGGGCGGCAUUUGUCGAAGAGAAUAGGACGGUUGUGGAUGAUUAUUUCCAAUGGGGACUCGAAAACACGCCUCCAAUUUCUUCCGUCGGGAAAGGUUUUCGUUAAUUAUUACAAUUCUAAUGGAGGCCGUAGACCCGUUUACCUCCUAACUUCUCCCUUUUCAACCGGUGGUGAUGAUGAAUACAAGUUCUGUUUGUUGGAGCCAGGGCUCACGUAUCAAUGUUCCACAAUCUUCAAUGCCAGCACAUCGGCCCCAUCACUGGAGGUGUCCUGCGAUGAAUCUAACUCCUUCUCAGAUACUGGUGACAGGGAUGUGAUCACGGGUCUUGGAGCUUAUUCACUUAACCUACUCGAGGCAUUCUUUUCCAGUAUGGAAUUCGAUGAAAGCUUCGCUAAUACCGAGGGCCAACAAGGAUGGAUGUUCGAUGGUUCAGCGAGCUCCAAUGCUGAGGCUACCAGCCACCCGUCGCCAGCAGAGCUGGUUGCUGUGUUCGUAGCAUUUACUUUGGUCGAGGCCACGAUCGACACGCAAUUCACGGGCAAUUUUGAUUCAAAAUUCGCCCCAAAUUACACGCAAAGGUUUAGGGCCGCCAUCACCGCCCAAGAAUAUGCUUCUGGCGGCGUAUACCCUUAUCAGCGCGCCUUCCACGUCGUCCUCAUAUACGUCUUCGUCACGAACCUCUUCAUCUUACUCUACUUUAUCCGGAAUCCUGGCCGCGUCACCGACUUCUCCGAUCCGCCGAAUCUCUUCGCGAUAGCGAUCAAUUCACCUCCAAGUGAGCGUCUUGCGGGUAGUUGUGGUGGAGGGCCCGAAGGAGAUGAGUAUCAGGUGAUCUGGAAGGUUGAUCAAGAUGAUGGACAUGCUUUCUUGGUUGCUGCGGAUGAGCCGCGUGAUCCUAGCUGUGUAGACACAAGUCGAGCGGGUGAAGAUAUUGAGUUGGAAGAAACGAGUGAGGCUGUGAGGAAGAGGGGCCGCUGGCAUCGCCUCUAA